CGCACGAUGGCGACCGUCGAUGAGGAGCAGCCCCUAGCGCCCGAUGAGCAUUUCGACAACGAUCAGGACUCUUCCAUUGGUGAUGUACGCCAUUGGCGCCUUUCCCGCUCGUUUGCCGCCAGAUAUCAGCUGCAUAACGCCAAUAUAGGCAGUGCACUUGAGGCACUCACUCUAGCGCCCUUUACGAGGGCACUUGGGUGGAAAGCCGAAGAAGUCCGGACCUUUACAGCCCAGGUGAGGAAGGAUUUGAACGACCGACGAAUCCAUGCAUACUGGCCAAUUGUAUCCGUGUAUGGACAGAAGCCAGCUUAA
This is a messenger RNA of Fusarium falciforme, 312 nucleotides long. RefSeq lists its product as hypothetical. The transcript has 3 exons. Lineage: Eukaryota; Fungi; Ascomycota; Sordariomycetes; Hypocreales; Nectriaceae. The record is from RefSeq and is a predicted model, not a curated record. The coding region runs from base 7 to 312 and encodes 101 amino acids.